AUGUAUAUAGCGCUUACCUCAACUCCACCAGAGAUGAAUGCCAACAGCAUGCCUAAGCAAGUGGAGGUGAGGAUGCACGAGAGUCACCUGGAGCCCAUUGAGGCCAGGCCCCAAUCCAAAUGUGCCCAAAUCUGCUCCAAGUUGUUCAAGAACCUGCUGCUCACGCUCACUGUGCUUGGUGUGAUCCUGGGAGCUGUAGCGGGCAUGUUACUUCGCGUGGCCUCCCCCAUCCACCCGGACAUCGUCAUGGUGAUUGCAUUCCCUGGAGACAUCUUGAUGAGGAUGCUGAAGAUGUUGAUCCUGCCACUCAUUAUCUCCAGUUUAAUCACAGGUCUGGCUGGUUUGGAUGCCAAAUCUAGUGGUCGCCUGGGCACCAGAGCUAUGGUCUACUACAUGUCCACCACUAUUAUUGCUGCUAUCCUGGGAGUCAUCCUGGUGUUAGUCAUCCACCCUGGCAACCCCAAACUGAAAGAGAAUCUAGGGGAGGGUGAGAAAAACGAUGAUGUCUCCAGCUUGGAUGCAUUCUUUGACCUGAUCCGGAACUUAUUCCCAGAGAACCUGGUGCAGGCUUGUUUCCAGCAGAUCCAGACUGUUACAAAGAAGGUAGAGGUGGCGAUUGAAGAAGAUGUCAAUGCAACUACCAUGGAGGGCCUGGUGGCUAACAUCACUAAGGAGCCACAGUUCAUCGUCAAAAAGUCCCUUCAGUUCAAAAGUGGCAUGAAUGUCCUGGGUCUGAUUGGUUUCUUUAUUGCAUUUGGCAUAUGCAUGGGCAAGAUGGGAGAGAAAGCCAGGCUAAUGAUUGAAUUCUUCAACAUACUCAACGAGAUUGUGAUGAAGCUUGUCAUCCUGAUCAUGUGGUACUCUCCCUUCGGUAUUGCUUGUCUGAUCUGUGGUAAGAUAAUCUCCAUCAAGGAUCUGGAGGUGGUGGGCAGGCAGCUUGGAAUGUACAUGGUGACUGUGAUUAUUGGCUUGAUCAUCCACGGGGCAAUCUUCCUGCCCAGCAUCUACUUCGUCAUGGUUAGGAAAAACCCUUUCACCUUCUUUUUGGGCAUCUUCCAAGCCUGGAUCACUGCUCUGGGGACAGCCUCCAGUGCUGGUACACUGCCUGUCACCUUCCGUUGCUUGGAGGAGAACCUGGGCAUUGACAAGAGAGUCACUCGUUUCGUGCUCCCAGUCGGUGCCACCAUCAACAUGGAUGGAACUGCUCUGUAUGAAGCUGUUGCUGCCAUCUUUAUUGCCCAAAUGAAUGGCAUUAACUUGGACCCUGGUCAGAUUGUCACGGUCAGUCUGACAGCCACCCUGGCCAGCGUCGGAGCCGCCAGCAUUCCCAGUGCCGGUCUGGUGACCAUGCUGCUGAUCCUGACUGCUGUAGGCCUGCCAACCCAGGACAUCAGUCUGCUAGUCGCUGUUGACUGGCUGCUGGACCGAUUCAGAACCUCAGUGAAUGUGGUGGGUGACUCCUACGGUGCAGGCAUCGUGUACCACAUGUCCAAGGCAGAGCUGGAGGAGUUGGAUGCUCACGCGAAAUCUGACGACAUUGAAAUGAUGACAAAGAACCAGUCUUAUUACGAUGACAUGAAGAACCACCACGAAAACAAUUCCAACCAGUGCGUCUUAACCGCUACCGCUUCCAACGGUGCUAACAAUUCAGUCAUAGUAGAUGAAUGCAAGGUAACCUCGGCCACAAACGGCUCUGCUGCGGAGUGCACGCUUGUUGAAGAGGAACCAUGGAAACAUGAAUAA
Molecule: messenger RNA, 1743 nt
Organism: Lampris incognitus (smalleye Pacific opah)
Lineage: Eukaryota; Metazoa; Chordata; Actinopteri; Lampriformes; Lampridae
Gene: slc1a2b
Product: solute carrier family 1 member 2b
Exons: 11
Coding region: 1-1743 (580 amino acids)
Biological process (GO): L-glutamate transmembrane transport
Cellular component (GO): plasma membrane
Molecular function (GO): neutral L-amino acid transmembrane transporter activity; glutamate:sodium symporter activity; L-glutamate transmembrane transporter activity
Source: RefSeq, a predicted model, not a curated record